AUGGAACCACAGUAUAGUAUUCCUUUCCCUUCGGAUGCCAGGAGUACAUUCACCUGGUCGACUCCUGACCAGUCGGCGCGCGCGAUCGCUACCCCAGACCAACAGUUCCGACUCCUUCAUCCACCAGAUGCGAUCCAAGAUCGUAGAUCGACAUUGAAGCAAAGUUCGGCAGCAGUUCAACAACAUGGUCUGGUCAAGUCGACGCACCUACCAUCACCACUGUUGUCCCAUAAUGGUCAUCCGCAUCCCUGCCAAUUCCAGUACGUGCAAAUGCCACGUACACCAGUGACACCCUCAUACAUGCACACCCGCCGACCACAGCUCCCAGUUCCGCCGCGCGUGCUACCUUCUCAAUCCAAGGUUCAAGAGCCUUGCUUGGCUUGUAAGCGACCCGGUUGCGCACUGGCUUCACACCGGUAUUACUCCAAAUACGUCCGAGAUCAGAAGGAGCGCGAUGGGCAAUCGGAACUGACACCCCGCCCAGCUACAGCAAUGCUUGCGCGACCACUCACAGCAUACGGUGGACCCGUCAUGCAGCCUCCAUUUGCUCUGGACCUUGAACGUCAGCAUCUACUCGCGCUGUGGUCCGAGGAGUGGUCACCUGUGAAACAAGGAUACGAGAGACAUCUUUUUCCCGCAAAGUUUAUCAAUCGGGUUCUACCAGUGGCUCAGAACCACAUGCCGUUGCUUCAAGCACUACUGGCCUACUCGGGAACAAUAUGGGCGAUUGCAAACAAUAUGCUCAGCGAUGCGAUUUCCAGACAACAAGCACUCGCAGUAGAAAUGUUGUCCCAAGCAUGUCCAACCGAGAGCGAGGCAAGCACGGACCAGGGUGUAUUGGCUGCGACCUUGUUGCUCCUCAUCUAUCUGGCCCAAGGAAACAGUUUUGAGGUGGGGAAGCACGUAUCUGGAUUGGUGCAUCUGACCAGAGUACGAGGUGGUCCACACUAUCUUGGAUUAUCAGGAGUCGUAGCCGAGACACUCAUACACGCGGAUUACAUGCAGGCUAUAUUUUUCAACCACGAGCCCGUAUGGCAUUUUCCUCUUCCUCAACUUGAGUUUGACUUUCCAGAGAAGAUGGGCCAAGGCUUUCGAAAGGUCAUGUCGGUACAAGGACUUGACGCGUCGCUAUCGGCGACGGCACAAAGCGUUUGCAAGGUUGCAGACAUUUUCAAAGAUGCGUCAAGCGGCAUCUCCCUUGCCCCAGCGGUCAAGCACGCGUACGGCUACUUGGCGAUGAUGGCGGAAUAUCAACUUGCACGAUGUAAUGCGGCUUACCAUGCAUCAUCCACGCCAAGCGAGUGUAUCUGUCUAGCCUUGGUUCUAUUCAACCACGUCGUUCUCAAUAACGAUGGCGCAGUCACCCCAAGCAUUAUGCAGAUAGAACAUCGCUUCUGGCAAGCACUUGAGGCCGCAGAAUACAAAGGGCUCAUGCACCCGAGUAUGCCUAUUUGUCUUCAUAUGUGGAUAAUAUUGACAGGCUUAACAGUCGGCACCAAAGUGCCAAGUCGUUAUCGCAGCAUCGGCGUUGAGAAGCUUCGUGCCACACGGAUUACUUCCGGUAUAGUUAAGUGGGAACAAGUGAAGGCUAAUGUCUUGGAUAAAUAUGUGUGGUUGCCGUAUGCACAGGAAGAGGCUUUCCGCGGUAUCUGGCUCGAGGUCGAAGGGCUUAAGAGCGACAAUGGUAAUUCUGGACGUACGGUACCAGAAGGACGGAAGUUAGAUGUCUUGCCGCCAGCAGGCUGA
Molecule: messenger RNA, 1746 nt
Organism: Lithohypha guttulata
Lineage: Eukaryota; Fungi; Ascomycota; Eurotiomycetes; Chaetothyriales; Trichomeriaceae
Exons: 1
Coding region: 1-1746 (581 amino acids)
Source: RefSeq, a predicted model, not a curated record